This is a messenger RNA of Peromyscus leucopus (white-footed mouse), 1506 nucleotides long. RefSeq names its product tRNA (uracil-5-)-methyltransferase homolog A-like. Gene Ontology annotation, molecular function: RNA methyltransferase activity. The record is from RefSeq and is a predicted model, not a curated record. Gene Ontology annotation, biological process: RNA processing. The transcript has 2 exons. Lineage: Eukaryota; Metazoa; Chordata; Mammalia; Rodentia; Cricetidae.
AUGACAAAGGCAGCUGUAGUCCUACCCGACACUUUCCUCGCUUCCUCUGAGUCUCCCGCAGCUUUUAGAAACUUCACCGAAGAGGAAAGGGCAGCUCCGGGGCGGCGGCUUCGAAGCCGCCGCGCUGCAACAGGCGUCGGCUUUCUGUGGGUGCUGCAAAAACUGAGCAAGGAAAUUGGGAGCACCAACCGCGCCCUGCUACCCUGGCUGCUCACACAGAGACAACAGCAUAAUAAGGCUUGUUGCCCACUGGAGGGGGUCAGGCCAUCACCCCAGCAGAUUGAAUACCGCAGUAAGUGUGAGUUUCUGGUCAGAGUUGGGGUGGAUGGAGAAGACAACACCGUUGGCUGAAGGCUCGGCAAGUACAAGGGCGGAACCUGCGAUGUGGCAGCCCCCUUUGACACUGUGCACAUUCCAGAGGCCACGAAGCAGGUGGUGAAGGCCUUCCAGGAAUUCAUUCAGUCCAUCCCAUACUCGGCAUAUGACCCUGAGACAUAUACAGGCCACUGGAAGCAGCUGACUUUUCGUACCAGCCGCAGAGGCCAGGCCAUGGCCAUUGCCUACUUCCACCCCCAGAAACUGAGCUCGGAGGAGUUGGCAGGGCUGAAGGCCUCCCUGGUGUACCACUUCAUGGAAGGGCCAGGCAAGGCCAGUGGGGUGACCUGCCUCUACUUUGUGGAAGAGGGACAUAGGAAGACUCCCAGCCAGGAAGGCCUGCCCCUGGAGCAUAUGGCUGGUGACCAGUGCAUCCAGGAGGACCUGCUGGGGCUGACCUUCCAUAUCUCCCCUCACGCAUUCUUCCAGAUAAACACACCUGCAGCUGAAGUGCUCUACACAGUCAUCCAGGAAUGGGCUCAGCUGGAUGGGGGCAGUACCGUGCUGGAGGUAUGCUGUGGCACUGGCACCAUAGGCCUGGCCCUGGCUCGGAAGGUGAAGAGAGUAGUUGGAAUUGAGCUGUGCCAGGAGGGUGUGGAGGAUGCCCAUGUGAACGCCCGUACCAAUGAGUUGAGCAACGUUGAAUUCUGCUGUGGCAGGGCUGAGGAUCUUGUGCCAGGCUUGGUGAGCAGACUGUCCUCCCAACAACUUGUAGCUGUCCUAGACCCACCACGGGCUGGCCUACAUUCCAAGGUGAUUCUGGCCAUUCAUAGACCUGAGAACAUCAAGCGACUCCUGUAUGUUUCCUGCAAUCCCCGUGCAGCCAUUGGCAACUUUGUGGACCUCUGCAGGGCCCCAUCUAACAGAAUAAAAGGCAUCCCAUUCCAUGGACCUAUUCCCACAGACUCCACACUGAGAGAUGCUCAUCCUUUUUGAGAUGAGCCGUGGACCUAUUCCCACAGACUCCACACUGCGAGAUGCUCAUUCUUUUUGAGAGGAUGGAACAACACCCUAACGACAUAGGAGCCCUGGGGCAUCAGGACUCUCAAACCCCAAGAAAUCCUCCUGAUGCCACCCCAAAGGAAACAGAGACUUCCUUCUCAUCCUAGGUCUUGGGAACUGCAGAAGUAC